This is a messenger RNA of Onthophagus taurus, 683 nucleotides long. RefSeq names its product protein lethal(2)essential for life-like. Gene Ontology annotation, biological process: response to heat; protein refolding. Lineage: Eukaryota; Metazoa; Arthropoda; Insecta; Coleoptera; Scarabaeidae. Gene Ontology annotation, cellular component: nucleus; cytoplasm. The record is from RefSeq and is a predicted model, not a curated record.
UCAAACCCUCCAGUCUUCAGCAAAUUCCCUCAUUGUCGAAGCGAAUAAAAACAAGAAAAUGUCUCUCAUUCCAUUCUUACUCGACGAUUUCUCUCAUCGUCCCUCAAGAAUUUUCAACCAAAACUUUGGUUUGGGUUUGGACCCUGAAGAUUUAAUGCGUCCCCUAACUAUUCAUCCGGAUCAUCAUCAUCACCAUCAUCAUGGUCGUCAUCGUGGUCUUACACCCUUCAGUUAUUACCGCCCAUGGAAAUCGUUGGCGUCGGAACAAGAUGUCGGCUCAACGAUCGCUCUGGAUAAGGACAGGUUCCAGGUGAACUUAGAUGUUCAACAUUUCAAGCCGGAAGAGAUCGUCGUUAAAGUAACCGGAGAACAUACGAUUACAGUCGAGGGGAAACACGAGGAAAUGGAAGAUGAGCAUGGAUAUAUUUCUCGUUCGUUUACGCGAAAAUAUAUUCUUCCGAAGGGGCACGAUAUUCAAAAGGUUGACUCGAAAUUGUCGUCAGAUGGGGUUUUAACAAUUACGGCCCCUACACUUAAUCCUGAUGCUAUUGAGGAACACAGGAAGAUUCCUAUUCAACACACUGGGGUUCCGUUGAAAGCUGUUCAUACUAAGAAAGAUGAGAAAAAAAAUUAAAUUGAAAUUGUAUUGUAAAGCGAAAUAAUAAAAUGUUUGAAUUAAAAAA